AUGCUGUUUGCCAGCCGACGAGCCACACUCCGCUUAACCACGCGAGGGACGAGGCACCUGUCGGACCACGCGCCGGCGGCCGCUGUCGCCUUCUCGACGACGGACAGCAUCCCGGGGUCAACGGUAGUCCAGUUUUGUGGCCUCGCGGAAGGCUCGACCGUGCGCGCAAAGAACGUCGGCCACGACCUCCUCGCUGGCUUCAGGCAGAUCGUUGGAGGCGAGAUAACAUCGUACACGGAUCUGCUGCAAGAGGCGCGAGCAGAGGCCAUGUCGAGACUAGCGGACGACGCGACUGCAAAGGGUGGCAACGCCGUGAUCGGCCUGCGGCUGGUGAGCUCCUCCGUCAGCGCGGGCGCGAGUGAGAUCCUUGCAUACGGCACCGCGGUCAGGGUCGAGUGA
Emiliania huxleyi CCMP1516 is the source of this 399-nucleotide messenger RNA. RefSeq lists its product as hypothetical. NCBI's taxonomy places the organism in Eukaryota, Haptophyta, Isochrysidales, Noelaerhabdaceae. The transcript has a single exon. The record is from RefSeq and is a predicted model, not a curated record. The coding region runs from base 1 to 399 and encodes 132 amino acids.